AUUUCAAUCAGGGGAGGUGACUUAAACCUGAGCUCAUGUCGGACCACGUGUCUUCCAGAGCGUUCGAGCCCGAGGAUGGCGCCAAACCUGCGGACAACCACUGCUUCUUCUCCCUGGUGGAUCAUCGUCCUCAUCUCAGUCUCCAUGCUCGCAGAGAGCCAGUUAGUGCACAACAACCUCAGCCCCACCUGGAGCCACAGCUACACCCGGCCCGCGGUGUCUGCGGCCCAACAGCAGCAGCACAGCCCGGAGCUCGGUGCGCGGCCUCGGCCUGUGGUGGUCAGGUGCCAUCCGGACUCCAUGGAGGUCGUGGUGCAGGCGGACUUGUUCGAUACGGGCCUCCAGGUGGACGGCAGACACCUGCGGCUUGGUUCGGACCCAGCAACCGAAUACAGUGCGUGUAGCGCGGCCCAGUCAGGAGAGGCCGAAUUUACCAUCCGGGCCCAUCUCAUGGACUGUGGCAUCAAACUCUCAUCGACCAAAGAAAAGAUAAUCUAUUCUACUACUCUCAUCUACUUGCCUGAAACCUCCCCUCAUGGUUUGCAUCGAUUGGAUGGUGCAACAAUUCAAGUUGAAUGCCAUUAUGAGAAGAGGUAUGCUGUGGAUGGCAUUUCUCUGCAGCCCACCUGGAUUCCUCUUGUUUCCACAACCUCAGCUGAAGACCAGAUCGAUUUCAAUCUGCGAAUCAUGACUGAAGACUGGCAGUUUGAGAGGGCAUCGUACUCAUAUUUCCUGAGUGACCCCAUUCACUUUGAAGUCUCGGCCAUCCUUGGUAACCACAUGCCCCUGCGAGUCUAUGUUGACCACUGUGUUGCCACAGCAACCCCUGAUGCAGAGGCAAAAAUAAAAUACGACUUUAUUGAGCAUUAUGGGUGUCUUACUGAUGCUUACCUGACAAACUCCAGCUCACAUUUCCUACCAAGAGGUGAGGAGCACAAGCUGAGAUUUCAGCUGGAUGCAUUCAGGUUUUACCAAGAGCCCAAAAACCAGGUCUACAUAACCUGCUACGUGAAGGCUGUUCCUGUCACAUCAACUGUCAGCUCACAAAACAGGGCCUGCUCUUUGAUUGAGAACAGAUGGAGGUCAGUUGAAGGGAAUGACCAGGAAUGUAGAAGCUGCGACAUCUCCCACCGGAUUGAGGAGCCUCCACUCACCGAGGCCCCCAAAGCUAUCGCCAGCUCACAAGCCUUGUCCAACAUGAUUCCACAGGAAAGUUCAGUCCAGAACAGACCUGAACAACCCCCAGCCAGUUACAUGCGUUUCCGACCAGGAGUGCAGGUGAGGCAGCUCGACAGACCUCAAUCUUCUGCGAGAUUAAUGAAGAGAGGAACAGAGCAAAAUGCAGAAAGAACUCUACACCUGGGACCCCUCAGUGUGCUCCCAUCCAGCAAAUCUGUAUCAAGGCCAACAAAUCCAAGAACUAUGCUUUCACCAAAGAACAAGACCACCUGACACUGAGGGUGGUACACUGGAACAAUAAUUCCACUGCUGCUGUGAACAGGUCAACAUCAUUUGAAUCUCACCUUACUUGAAAUCAUUUUUCCUGCAAAUUUUCCUUUUAAGCAUUUUCAAUGUAACCAUUUUUAUGUACUUCAAAUGGUAUUUAUUAUUUUUAUAGUUAUUUUCUGUAAAAUAAAUAUUACCACAUAAAA
Molecule: messenger RNA, 1652 nt
Organism: Paralichthys olivaceus (Japanese flounder)
Lineage: Eukaryota; Metazoa; Chordata; Actinopteri; Pleuronectiformes; Paralichthyidae
Product: zona pellucida sperm-binding protein 3-like
Source: RefSeq, a predicted model, not a curated record